Carya illinoinensis is the source of this 1694-nucleotide messenger RNA. RefSeq names its product vacuolar protein sorting-associated protein 26A-like. Bases 450 to 1358 code for a protein of 302 amino acids. Gene Ontology annotation, biological process: intracellular protein transport; retrograde transport, endosome to Golgi. Gene Ontology annotation, cellular component: endosome; retromer complex. Lineage: Eukaryota; Viridiplantae; Streptophyta; Magnoliopsida; Fagales; Juglandaceae. The transcript is spliced from 13 exons. The record is from RefSeq and is a predicted model, not a curated record.
GUCGUUUAGGGACAAGUCCCUAGUGUUCUUCGUCCCCAUUUCCUCUACUGUCAAACUCACAUCCCUCCCUACCGUCUCUCUCUCUACAGCUCCAAUUCCUGAUUUCCCAGUCUCGGGUUAGCUCCUGUCCCGUCUCUUCGGUGAUUUCUUCGCGCCCAACUCUUAAGGGUGAUUUUGAAAACACAUUGACAGAAACAGGCGAUUCACAUGCACACACACACGCCAUUGCUCCAUAUGCAGGAGAUGCAGGGUUUGGAUUCUCCGACCUAGGAUGCUUUCGGUGAUUAAGAACCCAGAAAGAGGCUUGCGUUUUUGAGGAAUCUUAACUUGGAACUUGGUGAUUGUGCAUGGUUAGCUGUAGUAGACGCUGUUUUCUUCGGCUAAAUUCGACAAAGAAUUUUGCAGGUGCAUAGAGUAAAGCUGUAGGGUUUUGGAAUUUUGCCAUCAGCAUGAAUUACCUAAUUGGAGCUUUCAAGCCAGCCUGCACCAUUUCAAUCACAUUUUCCGAUGGAAAAACACGCAAGCAGGUUCCGCUAAAGAAGGAAAAUGGUCACACAAUCAUGGUGCCCCUUUUCCAAAGUCAAGAAAACAUUGCUGGGAAGAUUUCUAUAGAACCAUUUCAAGGGAAGAAGGUUGAUCAUAAUGGUGUGAAAGUUGAGCUCCUUGGCCAGAUAGAGAUGUACUUUGAUAGAGGCAACUUCUAUGACUUUACUUCCCUUGUUCGUGAACUGGAUGUUCCUGGAGAAAUAUAUGAGAAGAAAACAUAUCCAUUUGAAUUUUCCACCGUUGAAAUGCCUUAUGAGACAUACAAUGGGGUGCAUGUGAGGCUUAGGUAUGUCGUGAAAGUUACCAUCACUCGUGGUUAUGCUGGCAGUAUAAUGGAACACCAGGAUUUUGUGGUUCGAAAUUAUUCCUCACCACCAUCCAUUAACAACAGCAUCAAGAUGGAAGUUGGAAUUGAAGAUUGCCUACACAUUGAGUUUGAGUAUAACAAAAGCAAGUAUCACCUGAAAGAUGUUAUAAUUGGCAAGAUAUAUUUUCUUCUUGUAAGAAUCAAGAUAAAAAAUAUGGAUCUGGAGAUCAGGAGACGAGAAUCAACGGGUUCAGGUGCCAAUACCCAUGUUGAGACAGAGACACUUGCUAAAUUUGAGCUGAUGGAUGGUGCUCCUGUUAGAGGUGAAUCAAUUCCAAUCAGACUGUUCCUUAGCCCUUAUGAACUGACUCCUACGCAUCGAAAUAUCAAUAACAAAUUCAGUGUGAAGUAUUAUUUGAAUCUUGUUCUAGUUGAUGAAGAGGACCGGCGGUACUUUAAACAGCAGGAAAUCACUAUAUAUAGGCUUCAGGAAACUUCUUCCUGAUUACGUAUCUUUACAGGUUUGGAAGGGAAGAGAAGACUAAUUGUCUCAUAGACACCUUGUAAAGCUUCUUUAGGUUUCAUUUCGUUACAGAUUCCAUUUUUUUUUCUUUUUCCCCAAUGAAGGUUAGAAUGGCUUGGUGGUACUCUUGCCUAGUGAAAGCUUUGUUACGAUAUAGUCACAAAUUAUGUAACAUGAGCCAUGCUGGGGGGGGGGAAGAUCUCUGCUCGUUGUUAUGAUACAAUGAACUAUUAUCUGAAACCAGCUUUUGUGACUUACUGUUGUAGCAAAACUCUCUACUUUGUUUGAAACUAUAUAGAGCAUCCUCUGUAUUUUUAA